CUCCUCCGCAGGGUGUCGUCGUCGUCCCCUUCAAAAACACAAACGAACGCAUUCCCCAGACCCGAAUAAUCAUCCAGCUUUCGUGCUCCUCCACCACCACGACCACCACCACCGCCAGAGGCAGCGAAGACUGAGCCGGAGGACCCGAACCCGAUAACCCGAAUCCGACAUGGGCAAGGAUCUGAGCGAUGACCAAAUCUCCUCCAUGAAGGAGGCCUUCACCCUCUUCGACACCGACGGCGACGGCCGGAUCGCCCCCUCCGAGCUCGGCAUCCUCAUGCGCUCCCUCGGUGGCAACCCCACCCAGGCCCAGCUCAAGUCCAUCGUCUCCCAGGAGAACCUCACCUCCCCCUUCGACUUCCCCCGCUUCCUCGACCUCAUGUCCAAGCACCUCAAGGCGGAGCCCUUCGACCGCCAGCUCCGCGACGCCUUCAAGGUCCUCGACAAGGACUCCACCGGCUUCGUCUCCGUCGCCGAUCUCCGCCACAUCCUCACCUCCAUCGGCGAGAAGCUUGAGCCCGCUGAGUUCGACGAGUGGAUCCGCGAGGUCGACGUCGGCUCCGACGGCAGGAUCCGCUACGAGGACUUCAUCGCCAGAAUGGUCGCCAAGUGAAAUUGAACCCGCCCUCAUUCCUGAUUCCUCGCGGUAGCUCCAUUCCUUCUUAGAAAUCAUCAUUUUCCUGCUUUUUUUUUUUUUGGUUGGGACUUCGGUCGGGGUGUGAUUCGAAGUUAAAUCUGAUGUUGGAUGUGCUUAAUUUUAUUUUCUUGUUGUUGAAUCCUUCAAUUGAUGCUACUGGAUUAACCCUCCUCCUGUGAAUUUGAUCUGGUUCCUGCUAAAUUGCUAAUGAGAUGUGAUCAAUGGUUCUUUCUGCGCUGA
This is a messenger RNA of Punica granatum (pomegranate), 877 nucleotides long. NCBI's taxonomy places the organism in Eukaryota, Viridiplantae, Streptophyta, Magnoliopsida, Myrtales, Lythraceae. The record is from RefSeq and is a predicted model, not a curated record.